GGUUGUAACCGUAAAUAGGUCCGUCAGGCACCAGAGCUCAAUUCACACGCAAAGCCAGGAAAGUCCCAAACAACUUCAUCCGAGGUUGAGAAGGAAACAAUGUUUCCCCAUCAACCCUAAAGCUGGCCCCCCAAGAAGUAACAGAGGUGACGCAAAAUCCGACUUUCCCUAAGCGCUUUGCCGGGCUCCUGGCGCCAAAACAAACCAUCGGGUCCGUCCCCUACCGGAACUAUACGACACGUAAGCCGCGUAAUCAACAGUCCUCCGCCUCGCUAAAUAGUCCUGACUAGGAUAUCUCGGAUACACAGCUUUUCAUCUCAAAAGACCUUCCGGGAAUUGAAAACAAGCGUUAGAGGUGCAUCACCCUUCUAUUCGAAUAGAAAUGUGGAUUUUCUAAUCAUUUUCUCCACACAGAUUCCUCCGCCAGAAAUUAUAUCGCUGUCUUCACUUCCGGGUCCGCCAUUUUGUUACCUCCAUUUCUCCACGAGGGGGGGUUCAAGGCCCCCCAAAUAUGCAUAUAUGAAAAGGCCAAAAAGUAACCGUCACUGACAGGGAGUCUUAACUAGAGAAGAAAACGGGACCAAACUGGCAGGCUCGGUGAAAGCGCAGCCGGCAGCGUCCCGGACGAGAUUUCCUUGAGCCCGGCGAGAUCAUCCCAUUCUUCUCCCUCGUCCCAGAAGGACUUCUCUUUUUCUCUCUAAAAUACCUGUGGAAAAGAACAUUCUGUGGCUUACCUUCAACAUUUAACAACGUUUCUCGCCGUCUGGGAUCCUAUUUUCCUCCUACCGUUUGACCCCGCCCCAGUCCAGUAGAGAUGUUCUUCAGCAUCUUUUCUCAUACAGGCUUUGGUAACAGUGAAAGAACUGCCCCGCCCAGAUCCCUGUAUCAACAAACGUUAUAGCUUCCUGAAAACUUUUGUUCCUAUGCAUAAAAAUGUCUUUGGUGGACCUGGGGAAGAGGUUGCUAGAAGCAGCGAGAAAAGGCCAAGAUGAUGAAGUGAGAACGUUGAUGGCAAAUGGUGCUCCAUUCACCACAGAUUGGUUUUCCAAAUUGAGAGUCUCCUGUGGAUAUAUAGGUGGUAAUUGUAAGCUUGGAACAUCACCCCUCCACCUUGCAGCCCAGUAUGGUCAUUAUUCCACAGCAGAAGUGCUCCUUCGAGCAGGAGUUAGCAGGGAUGCCCGGACCAAAGUGGACAGGACCCCCUUGCACAUGGCUGCGGCUGAUGGACAUGCGCACAUCGUGGAACUGCUUGUUAGGAAUGGUGCAGAUGUGAAUGCCAAGGACAUGCUGAAGAUGACAGCUUUGCAUUGGGCCACAGAGCACCACCAUCGAGAUGUUGUGGAACUACUUAUCAAAUAUGGAGCUGAUGUCCAUGCUUUCAGCAAGUUUGAUAAAUCUGCCUUUGACAUUGCCCUGGAGAAGAACAAUGCUGAGAUUCUGGUCAUCCUUCAGGAAGCCAUGCAGAAUCAGGUGAAUGCUAAUCCUGAGAGAGCCAACCCUGUGACUAUGGCUGCCCCAUUCAUCUUAGCGCCGGGAGAAAUCGUCAACCUCACUAGCUUUGUUUCUUCAACCAACACCAAAACAACCUCAGGUGACCCCAAUGCCUCCUCAACAGUACACUUCUCAAAUUCUACCACCUCAGUGCUGGCCACGCUUGCAGCUCUUGCUGAGGCAUCAGCCCCCCUCUCCAACUCACACAGAGCCACAGCUAAUUCAGAGGAAAUCAUAGAGGGAAAUUCUAUUGACUCAUCAAUCCAGCAAGUGGUGGGGAGUGGAGGCCAGAGGGUCAUCACCAUAGUGACCGAUGGAGUCCCUCUGGGUAAUAUCCAAACUACAAUCCCUACUGCAGGCAUCAGCCAGCCAUUUAUUGUGACUAUGCAAGAUGGACAGCAAGUUCUAACUGUACCUGCUGGUCAGGUUGCAGAGGAGACUGUAAUUGAAGAAGAAGAGGAAGAAGCAGCAGAAAAGUUGCCACUGACUAAGAAACCAAGGAUAGAAGAGAUGACAAACAGUGUAAAGGAAAGCAAGGAAGGCACUGAAAGAGAGCUACUGCAGCAGCAGCUUCAGGAGGCCAACCGAAGAGCACAGGAAUACCGACAUCAGCUCCUAAAGAAAGAGCAGGAGGCAGAACAGUACCGCCUCAAGCUCGAGGCCAUGGCCCGACAGCAGCCCAACGGAGUUGAAUUCAGCAUGGUUGAAGAGGUGGCUGAGGUAGAUGCUGUAGUAGUCACAGAGGGGGAGAUGGAAGAAAGAGAGACGGAAGUGACUGGGGCAGGAGGGACCACGGAGCCUCAUACUGGAGUUUCCAUGGAAACUGUUUCAUCUUAAUAUGCAAGGGCCACAACUUGUACUGUGUCCAUCUUUUUCCUCUUUUUAAAAGAAAAUACAGAGGACAAACAUUGUAGAAAAAUUAAGAAUGUCCUUAAGAAGAAAACUAUAGCAGGGUACAAUUCUUGGGCUCAGGAAGGCGCUCUAUGCAACUGGAAAAUUCAAAGCCAAAUUUAGGGAACACUUCUUCUGAGGGACCAAAAGAAUGAGAACCAAAUUUCUCAGCUCACAUCAUUGCUUUAAGCAUAGAGGUAAAAGAAUGUUGGAAGUUGUGGGUUGAUUGUUUUUUAAAUAACUGACUUUCUAUCAAAAGAUUUUAAGAUGACAUUCCUAAUAUGGACACACCCAGAGCCUUUAAUAAUUAUACCAUCAUGUGACCUGAAAAUUUGCCUUAGAUUUAUGAUGUGUACCAGUUAGAGAAGAAAACUAAUUGGGAGAGGGGUUAGAUGCAAGCUUUGGGGAAGAGAAAGGAAUAAAUAUAUUCUGCUUCCAGAAGAGCAGGCACUACCCACUCCCCUGAGUUAAUUUCACUGAAAAGAAUUUUGUGAGCCAGCCGUAGCAGCAUAGCAGUUAAGUUUAGCACAGUCCUCUUCAGCAGCCCAGGUUCAGUGCCUGGGCGUGGAGCUACAUGGCUCUGUUAGCGGCCAUGCUGUGCUGGCAGCCCAUGUACUGAAAAUUAGAGAAAGAUUGGCAUGGAUAUUAGCUCAGGGUGAAUCUUCCUCAGCAAAAAAAAAAAAAAAAAUUGUGAUUGCUUGACUACAUUUGCAUCUAUUGUGUAUCCAUAGCUCACAUGGCAGUUUAAGAAACUGAAAUAGAAUUUUUAAAAAACUGGAAAGAAAACUUGUUUAUGUGGGAGAAGUGUAUAUAAAUCCAAAAUCCUCCAGGCUAUGCUUCCACAAUGCUGGAAAGUGGCCAAAAAGAGGCUUGUGGGGUUAUGAAACAAUCUGGCCUCAAGAUACAAACUUUGCUCUGGCUGAAUUUCAUAAAAUCGCAAUCAGGAGGGUAGUCUGUUGUUAAAACAACUUGCUUCCAAACAUUUAUUUAUGUAGUAUCAAGCUUUAAUAUCAACUUUUUAAUUUUAUGAAAUUUUGUUGAGUUUUCUAAGUGUGCCUUUCUGUGGAGCUUACGUGGUAUCCUCAUAUAUGCAAAAGAAGAAGUUGGGGAGAGAUGAAUGCUGAGGAUGUUGUGUGGUUUUUCCAUUUGAUUUGGGAUGAGUAAAUUGCUAUUUCCUUAAGGUCAAGCCUUGUGCAGAGCUUUUGUGCCUUAUAGGUGGUCACUGUGUGUUGGCAAAGGGAGUAAGAAUUAUCAGUGCCAUACAGUAAGGAACCAAAGAUUCUGGCCAGAUACUUUAUCUGCCUUAAUCCCUACUCUUCCACUAUUCCUGCUCCCUUUGCCUAGACACUUUUGGAAAGUGUUUCAUUGCUGGGUUUUCUUUGUGUGCCAGCUUGGAGUUUUUUCAAAAGAAAGGGAAUAUGGAUGGAGAGAGAGGUUGUGGAGAGGUUACAUUACAGAAGUUAUUGCCUUUGAAAUUGGGCCUCCAUCAUUCUAGACUUGCUUGCUUUGUUGUAAAUUAGAAGAAGAAACCAGAGAGAGAUGUGCCAAGUCAACAUUUGAACGACUGUUUAGAAUACAGUUUUCUUAAUUAGCGAUCAUGGGGAAAACAUACAUUUUUAAUUUGGAAUGAAACUUGACAGUUAACUUGGUUCUGUUUACCUUGAUUGGUGAACUAAUUUGCUGCAGUUUUCCAGAGGUGCAUAAUUAUUUGGGGCUCAAAAUAAACUGAAAACAUAACUCCCCAAACCAAAUUUAACAAAGAGAAUUGGCUGUUAGAGGCUUAUAGGCUAAAAUAUCAGUUUUGAAAUUAAUCUUGGCUACUAGCCACCUUAGCUAGGUUUUCUCUAUGGACUUGAGUAUUGAGCACUUCCCAGAUGAUCAGAGAUUACUCUGGACUGUUGGGGAUGACGGAGAAAUGCAAUGGAGGAGCCUAGGUAGGGGUGAGGGUAAAAUUGUGUCUUCUGUCAAUCGUCCUGUUUCUGUUUGUGAUCUGCUUCUUUUUUCUGAGUCCCUUUGUGAACCAGGUGCUAACAAUAAGCUGCUAUUGUGUGCCAUUUCAGAGCCUUAGCUUAACUAUAGAGGGACCAAGUAUCAUUUUAGAUGUGUUUUGUCUAUGUUCUUGGUGUAUAUAUUGACUUUAAUUCCCUUUUUUUUCCUUUCCUGUUAAGGGGUGGAGGUUAAUUCUAAGAAAGAUGUCCAGGCCCAACUACCUCACUCUCUGGGGUAGCUUCCGACUGGGGACAGGGAGUUUCCAUCCAAUACUCCCUUCUGGGCAUACAGAGUCCCUACUAUUUUGGGUAACUGUGUAGAGGUUUUUCAUUAUUCUCUUUCUGUAGGAAGCUAUCAUUCUCACCCAGGAAAAUCUCUAAUACAGCCCAAGUCAUUUUUGGUGAUGCGGUCUCUGACACAGGGAGUUAAAGGAAAGGUUAGGGUAGGGAGAGAGAGAAGGAAAUGUCUGGAAAGUGGUGAGUAGCAAAAAGGUAUUUAUUUACUUGGAAUAGACCUUAUAGCAUCUCAGAGAAGGGAAAUAGGGUUUGAUCUCCAGUUUUAUUGCCAUAGAAUGGUAGGUCAGGAUCACCUGAAGUAGUCAGAAGUUAAAUAUUAAAUGCAUAUCUUUCUGGAUCAGCCAGAAAGUUGGGAAAAUGUUGCUAAUCUUCUGGGUUAGGGAAUUCCAACUGGCUUUUGGUAAGGUUGAAUUACAGAGAAUCAAAUAACAGACAAGUGGUUCAGAGUUGGUACUUGAGCAGGAGAAACCUGGAGCCUAGGAUGGUUGCCUAGUUUAAAAUAAAGCUUCUCUGAAAAAAAAAAAAAAUCUGCUUUAACAAUAUCAGUAUUAAUAUAGGAAUUUUAGACUCUACAUUUGCAUUUUGGUCUUAAGCCUUCCCCAAAAAAAGAGAAAGAAAGAAAUCUUCAUAUAUCUGUUCUUGUUCCUGGCUUCAGGGAAAUUACUUAUAAAUGUGUAAAUGUACAUUCCCUUCCUAUCACUACCUCUGUGGGAUCUCGUAAUUGUAAUGCCAGAGUUGAGGUCUCUUAAUUGAAAUAAGGGAGGAAUUGGCUUUAGGUUUUCUAUAUUUUGAACUCAGUGCCUUAAAAGAUGUCCUUUUUCUCUCUCAGAUCUGUGUGUAGUUAUUUUUUGUUUUGCCUUCCCCUUUCUUCAACCUUACCAUUGCAUUAUUAAAAUUUUUGGGUCUGCUCAGUAAUAUUAGAAAUCUAUGGCAUACAAAAUGACUUUAUUUCUUGGUAUUGAUGUAAAAGAAAUGAAUUGACCAGAGGGCUUUCCUAUUGAAGUUAGGUAGUAUGUGACCAGGACAUUUUUAAUACUCCUUUGCUGGAUGUAUCUCAGAGCAUACAUUUAUAAACACACAGGGAUUUUCCCACUUUUCUCUUUGUUUAUUUGAGGUUCAACUCUAAAGUACCUGGUAUAACCUGGAAAUAUUUUUAUUUCAUUAAACACAUGAUAGAGGGUUUCUUUGGAUUCACUAAAGGGGCUGAGGAAGAAAAAGCAUUACUUUGGCCCUUUUCUGAGCGUGUGCUCUAAGAAGCAGUAAAGAGAAACCUGAGGAGUGAGUCUCCAGGGAGAGCCAGUACCUGGCUUUACAGAGAUUUGUUUAGCAUAUAGGGUGAUGACACCAUGUAGACUGAAAGAUUCAGAGCAGUGUUGGAGUAGAAAAGGAGCUGCCUUUCCACAGAGCAAGCCUCAUUCCCACGCCUAUGGCAGCUCUUUGGACUGGCGCUUGUAAAAUCUCCUACACCUCUGAACAGGAGAGAAACCCUAGAUAAAGGCCCACGGAGGAAGGAGCAGACAUUCUGUGUAUCUACUUUCCCAGUUUAGAAAUAUCAUCCUUUUGAAAAAUGAUUAUUUUGAGAAAGCUCUUAACAACAUUAUGGACCUCCAUAGCUAGAAGAUUUGAAGCAUAUAGGAAACUCUUCCCAGAAGUUUGAGUAAGAAUCAGUUUUUGUCCAAAUUUAUUGGAGGAUGGCCUCGUAUUCUCUACGCCUUGUGCAGACAUCUCUGUAUGGCCAAAAAAGAAGCUUUAGAAUGGAAUACAUGUCAAGAGCACCUGUAUGCUGCUCUAAGCUCUUAUCUGUCUCCAUUUUAUGUGAUGAAUAUUUUCCCCUUCUGAGUUAGUACUCUAUUUCCUAUGCCAAUAUAUUUAACAAGAGACUAGGAGCAAGAAGGAUAUGAAUUUGAAUUAAGUAACUCUGAGCCUCUGGUGCUGCCUUUGUUUGUUUUGUUUUGAGCAUCUCUAGGAUUAGGGGGUGGGGUGACAUUCCCAGACUCUACAGUAGCAAUUUGGCUUGUUAAUGGCAGGAAAUUGUGAUUCCCUAUCUCUCUCUCCUCCCUUUCCCCUCUAACUACUUCUGCUUCUGUAACCCCAUUGUUUUUUUCUCACUGAGUCUUUCCCAGGCACUAGAGUUUAAUUAGUAGGUCAUUUCUAAUCUAUGGGCCUUGUCUUUCCUCUUUCCACUCUCCUCUUUCCCUACUACUUAUUUUGUUUAUUCUGAAGUGGUUUGUUUCUGAGAAUUAAUCUAGGUUACACCCUGUAUCGUGUGCUUCUUAGUUGGUUUCAGGCAUCUUACUCUAUCAACAAUAAUGAUAGCAGGUCCCUUCUCUGGCCUGUGUACUAUCCCUCUGCCAAGGCCAUUUGUGUUGGUGGAGAGGAGAGUGGGUGGGGUGCCUAGGUUCUUCGCAAAAUGUCCUCAGUUUUUCAGGUUGUCUGACAGCUUUAUGUACAGUAUGUUUUAGGAAAACUUAAAUAUACUUCUUUUUAUUUAGGAUUUUAAUAAAAUAGGAUUUGAUUCUGA
Equus quagga is the source of this 7188-nucleotide messenger RNA. RefSeq names its product GA binding protein transcription factor subunit beta 2 (gene GABPB2). The record is from RefSeq and is a predicted model, not a curated record. Gene Ontology annotation, molecular function: protein binding; transcription cis-regulatory region binding. Lineage: Eukaryota; Metazoa; Chordata; Mammalia; Perissodactyla; Equidae. Gene Ontology annotation, cellular component: nucleus. Gene Ontology annotation, biological process: positive regulation of transcription by RNA polymerase II.